Messenger RNA from Lutzomyia longipalpis, 1203 nucleotides. RefSeq names its product zinc finger protein 473-like. Lineage: Eukaryota; Metazoa; Arthropoda; Insecta; Diptera; Psychodidae. The record is from RefSeq and is a predicted model, not a curated record. Gene Ontology annotation, cellular component: nucleus. The transcript has 2 exons. Bases 87 to 1136 code for a protein of 349 amino acids.
CACAAUAUGGGACGUUCAAAUAUUUAGUGAAAUUUUCCUGUUUAUUUUCAUCCUGUCCUGAAUUGGAAGAUAAUCUCUCGGUGAAAAUGGCCAAUAAGGCUGCCACACCAAUUCCCGAAGCAACAAAAUUAGACUUGGCCACAAAGGUGGAGGGUGUGAAAGUGGAAGAAUUACCUGGAUCAUCGGGAUCCUCGCAGGAUUUUAGUUGUUCCAUCUGCAGCACAAAAUUUCACCUCCGGAACGAUCUGCUGAAGCACUUCCUGCAGCAUGGGAAUAAUGAGAUUGACUACAAUGGAAGGCCUAAAGCUCUAGAAGUCACAGUGCCAAAGACAGUCUCAUCUAGCGGUGGUGAUGCCAAAACAACCAUGAUCCAGUGCGAAUGGUGUCCAGACAAAUUCAAAGAUAUCUCCCGGGCAAUCCAGCACAAGCAUCGGAAGCAUGCAAAUAUCCUAGUCAACUACUACUGCGAGUACUGCGGGAAACAAUUCCCCCUGAGAAUUUCUCUCAUUCGCCAUCAGUUCACGUGCAGUGAGCAAAAGGAGGCAUCUGCUGACAGCAACUGUUUGCCCAUCUACAACUGCAUCCUGUGCGAGGCGAGAUUCAUGACGGCAGCUGCAAAGGCAACGCAUGAAAAGAACACCCAUUUUGCUUCCAUUCCCACAACAAUUGUGCCUCCGCCCUCGAAGAAGAUCCGUAUGAGUAAUAAUGGGGAAUGGUGUUCACUAUACUACUGCCACCUCUGUGGGGCUGAGUACUCAAUGAAGCACAAUCUGAAGAAGCACCUGGAGAAUUACCACACACUGGAGGAGCGCACAAAAUUCCCCAGUGCUGGAAUUAUCAAAUGCAAACUCUGCGAUGCUCUUUUUCACACCAAAAAUGCUUACCUCGUUCACAAUUUGCACCAUUCAAAAGACGACAUUUACGUGAAUUCGGAAAAGGAACGACUACAGAUGGUGCAUAAGGUUGACCAGGAUUUGGAUUUAAAUCGAAUCCACAUCCCGACCACGAUGAAAUUAACAUCAAAGGGGCAGAUUCCCAAGAAGUACCUUCAUCUCAUGCCAUCUGUAAAAGUGAAUCUCACGCCCCUCUCCACCAAAGAUUUCCAUCGAGAUGAGCAGAAUAAUGAGAAUAAUUAAAAAUUCUAUUUUUUGCUUUUUUUGUGGAGUUCAAUACAAAAUAAUCAUUGAAAAAUGGAAAAAAUAA